Parnassius apollo (apollo) is the source of this 1317-nucleotide messenger RNA. NCBI's taxonomy places the organism in Eukaryota, Metazoa, Arthropoda, Insecta, Lepidoptera, Papilionidae. The record is from the annotation of a GenBank genome assembly.
AUGUGGAAAUUUCGUCAGUCGCAUACAAUUGGUGUUCUAUUAAUAAUAACAAAUGCAGCAUACUCCGUAGUAUUACUAACAGCAAACAUAGAAGACGUGAGAAAUAUAGCAAGAAAAUUCGUCUCAGCUUCAGAAGCUGAUAAGCUAACUCAGUUCAUUGCGGAAGCAAGCGUUAUCAAACCAACAAAUAUCUCAGCAGACAAUAAACAAAACGAAAAAAAUGUCUUAGAUCGAGAAUGGAACACGUAUCAUUAUCCACCAAAAGACUCAUUUUCGAGUAGUGAUGAAAAUAUUAAAAUAAUUAAAGGUAAUAGUAAUCUUGAUUCUGCUAAUAAUGAUGAAGAACAGGCUACAGGAAGUAUUCAAUUUCUAAAAGGAAAACACCGAGAUAUCAAUUUAAAUAAACCAAAGAAGGAAAAAGAUUUCGGUUACGAAUAUGGUCUUAAACAAGAAAAUUUGAAGACACCGAAAUUUGAAUGGAAGAAGGCGGAAAACUUUGACUUCCCCCCUUCAUAUAAUACAAACUAUCUUAGUAAUUUAAAUCCAUAUUUAGACAAUUCACAAACAUUUCCAAUUGAAGACAAUGGAAAUUUUGAAAUAAGUGCCGAUAGUGAAAUGUAUUCAUUGGAAAAACAUAACAAACCAUUAGGAUCGCCUUAUGAAAGACCUCAAAUAGAUAUGGAACAAUCUAUAAAGGAAAUAAAUAUUUCGACGGAAAAUCCAUUAGAAACGGAUACGCUAAAGUAUACUUACACAGAAGAAACAGGUUCAACUAAAUUGAAUUAUCUUUAUAGUAUAUUUGAAAAAACAGAAACACAGACCGAAGAUAAUAAUAAAAUUAAAAACUCUAAUUAUUUAAAAAAUGAUAUUUUAGCCACCAGUGAACGAACCGAACUUUUUAAGCCUUCUACCGAACUUAUAGAUUCAUCGGAAGAAGAUUCAUCAAAUAAUGAUAAUAAGAACUAUUUACAAAAAGAUGAAAGCGACACUAAUUACGAAUUAGAUUUAAGAAACUAUUUAAAAAGAAUAGUAAACGAAAUCAAGGACGAAGAAAGCCGUCGUAUUCAGUAUAGAGCUACAGAUGAUUUGAAGGAUGACAAAAACAUUAUUGAAUUAAAAUCAAACGAUAAAAAAUUUGCACCAGAUACUAAUUUAAGCGAUAUGGAAAAAGAUAAUGAAUACGAAUUAUUAUCCAAAAAGUAUAGUUCUAGCGAAAUUGAUACAGAAAAUGAAUUUGAAAAUAAUAAUUUAGGUAAAACCAGUGAAGAUAUUAUAACAAGGGAAAAAAAUCAAAAAAGGGUUUUAGUAAGAGGCUAA